AUGGGCUCCUUCUAUCCGAAGGGUGGUGCUUGCAAGUGCCUUGCGCACGGGACUGAUGGUGGAUGUGCCGCGUUUGCGACUCGUACUGGCUUCACGGGCACCCGUGCAUUUUGUAUGGAAUAUGAAGACCCCUCCUUUUCGGUUGGGAUCUACGUCGUGUGGUUCGAUUUUGUGGCCUUCCUGUGUUGUGUCCUCGUUUGCCCAGCCCCACAAGCGGUCAAAAAGUGGGCCCUGAGCUGGCACAUGGUCUAUAUGAUGGCUUUUCUUUCGUUUCAGGGAUUCCAUGCCUCGCACGCCGUAACCUUAACCACAAUGUUGGGCGCUGGUCUUUCGCUCAUCAUCGUGCUCGUGCCAUCGUAUGACCCUGAUAAGCCCUGCUGCCUGACAUGCAGCAGCGUCGUCGCGAAUAAAUUGGAGGAGCACCCAAUGAAGUUACAAGAGACACUCAAGCAAGUUCUGAAUGACAGCAUCGAGCUCAUGACUGAACAACCCAUGCGUAGGGGGAGCACUUAUACAGCCAAGGGUUUCAAGAUCGAAUCAGCCAUCGGAUCAAUCAGCACGCAGUUCGCAACAAUGGUGAAAGACUACUACGAUUCUUGGUGGGAGGGCUGGCUGUUCUUGUUCUGGAGGCGCUCGUGGUUCCGACAGGCGCGCUGGAGUUGCGGACUCUACGUGCAGUUCUUUGACGAACAGGUUGGCGGGCUUGACGACGCGCUGCACAUACUGAAGAAAAGUGUGGUCUUCGAGACUGCGGCUCUCUAUGAUGACCCGGACCAAGAUGAAGAUAUAGCAAGCAUCAGGGAGUUCCGGAGUGGGGUGGAGCGUGAGACGCAGAAGUUGGCAGACGCUAUUCAAAAUUAUUCGACGCCAUCAACACAAAGGACUUCAUCGAUACUAAGGCGAGGGAUAAUGUGCGGGGAUGUGUCGAUGACUUGUCGGAGAAGUUUGCCUCCACAAGAGGCGAAGUGCGCGACAAUAACAGACGCGUGCAAGACUUGA
Molecule: messenger RNA, 999 nt
Organism: Prorocentrum cordatum
Lineage: Eukaryota; Dinophyceae; Prorocentrales; Prorocentraceae
Source: the annotation of a GenBank genome assembly